This is a messenger RNA of Leptopilina heterotoma, 534 nucleotides long. RefSeq lists its product as uncharacterized. The record is from RefSeq and is a predicted model, not a curated record. Bases 1 to 534 code for a protein of 177 amino acids. The transcript has a single exon. Lineage: Eukaryota; Metazoa; Arthropoda; Insecta; Hymenoptera; Figitidae.
AUGGGGGAAGGAUGGCCGGAGGAGUGGAAAACCGGACUUAUAGUACCACUGGUAAAAAAAGUAGAGCGAAAGAAAUUAGAAGAUUAUAGGGAGAUAACACUAAUGCCAGUAAGCUACAAAGCUUACGCAGAGGUGUUAAGAAGCAGGUUGGAAAAAGAGGUGGAGAGGAAUGGAGAAAUCCCACAUAAUCAAGCAGCAUUUAGGACAGGUAUGGGCACGAUGGACCAUGUCUACACCCUAAACUAUGUGGUAAAUAGACAUUUAAGGGAAAAAGUAGGAAAACUGAUGGCUCAUGCAUUAGGAAGAGGGCUCAUGCAGGGUUGUCCGUUAAGCCCCAUUCUUUUCAGCUUAUUAAUGGCGGAUUUGGAAGAAAAGCUGAAGCGAAGAGGAAAAGGAGGGAUAAAAUUAGAAAAAGGAAAAAUCUACUCACUUGCGUAUGCAGAUAAUAUAGUAUUAAUGGCAGAUAAGGAGGCAGGAAUGAGGUUAUUGAUGAAAAAAUUCGAGAAAUAUGUGAGAAAAAAGAUUUAUGGGUGA